Molecule: messenger RNA, 1065 nt
Organism: Knipowitschia caucasica
Lineage: Eukaryota; Metazoa; Chordata; Actinopteri; Gobiiformes; Gobiidae
Source: the annotation of a GenBank genome assembly
AUGGUGACAGCCACGCCCAGGUCUGUCCCAGGGUGUGUGGCCUUGCUCUGGUCAUGUGACCGCACUGACCGCAAUAACUGCACUGUGGCCUUGGUCCGGGUCGGAGCGCUUGGGGGACGAGGUCUCCUCUGCGUCUGUCAGGGGGGAGGAGUAUCGUGUGGGUUUGACUAUGUGGGUCUGGUCUAUGUGGCUUUGUACCAUGUGGGUCUGGAUCAUGUGGGUUUGAACUAUGUGGGUCUGUACCAUGUGGGUCUGGAUCAUGUGGGUUUGGACUGUGUGGGUUCGGACUAUGUGGAUCUGGACCAUCUGUGUCUGUACCAUGUAGGUCUGGAUCAUGUGGAUCUCUGCCAUGUGGGUCUCUAUCAUGUGGGUUUAGACUAUGUGGGUGUGUACCAUGUGGGUAUGGACCAUGUGGGUAUGGACCAUGUGCGUCUGGAUCAUCUGCAGGAUGAUGAGAAGAUGGCUACCGCCUGUGUGUUUCCACUGGGACCGGAGAGCUUCCAGCUGUUCACCAGGGAAUCACUGCAGGCCAUCGAGGAGCGACUCCGACUGCAGGAGGAGAAGAAGAGGCUGUACCAGGAGGACCUGGGGGAAGUGGAGGAGCUCCAACCUCGACCGGACCUGGAGGCCGGAAAGACCCUUCCCCGGAUCUUCUCCGAGAUCCCUGCUCAUCUGAAAGGAGUGCCCCUGGAGGACAUUGACCAGUACUACAGGGACCAGCGGACCUUCAUCGUCCUGAACAAGGGCAAAGCCAUCUCCCGCUUCAGUGCCACAUCUGCCCUGUUCCUAUUCAGCCCCUUCCACCCGGUCAGACGCCUGGCAAUCCGCAUCCUGGUGCACUCUCUCUUCAACCUCUUCAUCAUGUGCACGAUUCUGACAAACUGUUGCUUCAUGGCCAUGUCUGACCCUGCCUACUGGACCAAGUACCUGGAGUACACCUUUACGGGGAUCUACACAUUUGAGUCCCUCAUAAAGAUCCUCGCUCGUGGUUUCUGCGUGGGACCAUUCACCUUCCUCAGAGACCCCUGGAACUGGCUCGACUUCAGCGUCAUCAGCAUGGCGUGA